Molecule: messenger RNA, 2949 nt
Organism: Brassica napus (rape)
Lineage: Eukaryota; Viridiplantae; Streptophyta; Magnoliopsida; Brassicales; Brassicaceae
Exons: 5
Coding region: 1-1353 (450 amino acids)
Molecular function (GO): zinc ion binding
Source: RefSeq, a predicted model, not a curated record
AUGAUUUCUUUCAGGUUAACGAAUCAUGGGACAAGAUUACUCAACACCCAGCCUUCUUCAUCAGACGAGUAUGACAUAACGUCCCUUCUUCAAGCAGAAGCUGAACUGUACGCCGAUGGAGCUGAGAGUAGCUACCAUAUUGCUGAGCCGUUUCAGUACCCACCUCAACUUGAGGGUGAUGAUGGAAUCCCGACGACAUGCUACUGUGGUGGUGAGGCUGUUGUUGCAACAUCUUACACGCGUAAAGACCCAGGGAGAAGGUACUUCACCUGCGACAAUAUCGAUGAUGGGGACUGCCACAUAUGGAAAUGGUGGGAUGUGGCUGUUACAGAGGAGAUGAGUGACAUUCAGAGACAACUUAGGCAGCUUAAGGAUCAAGGUUUUGAGUGUGACCAGAAGCUGGUUAAGCUACAGAAGACCGUCUGUGAGUUAUCUAAGAAGAAAUCAGGGGUUAGAAAUGGCUUUGCAUUGGAAGUUGGGCUACUGCAAGAGCUUCAAAGAAGUAAACCAGAGUGUCUAAAACCUCGAGAGUGUCUGUAUAAUAAGUUUUCUUUCUACCUUCCUAACUGCUCGGAUUUUAUUGCCUUUAAAUGUUUCUUAGUUUACCUUGAUUCACCCGAACCUUUUUGGUUGGGUAGCCAAGGUCCUGAUGAGUCUGUUGUCGAGUUUGUUGUGAAAGAGAGGAGGAAAUGGUCUCCGAAAGAGGAUAAAAUCCUUAUUGGUGCUUGGCUUAACACCAGUAAAGAUGCGGUGGUGAGCAAUGAGCAGAAAGCUGGUGUGUUCUGGAGGAGGAUUGUAGACUACUACAAUGCAAGCCCUCAGCUGGUUGGGACAAUACCUAGAGAGGUUGGUCAGUGCAAGCAAAGAUGGGCUAGGAUUAACGAGCAAGUGUCCAAGUUCGUUGGAUGCUAUGAUGCGGCUCUGAGGGAGCAGAGAAGUGGUCAAAAUGAUGAUGAUGUGAUGAAAGCUGAACUAGACUACUUCUACAAUGAUCACAGUUACAAGUUCACCCUGGAACAUGCCUGGAGGGAACUGAGGCAUGACCAGAAAUGGUCCUCUACCUAUCUGGCUAAUCACGGUGGCAAGGAAAAGCGCAAACAAGUGCUGGAGGUAGACACAGAAGAUGAAGUGGGAGAACCAGAGGCUAGACCCGUGGGGGUCAAGGCUGCUAAAGCUGCUACUAAGAGGAAGAAGAGUGGUAAAGAAGAGGAGUUGUCACAUAUACAUGCCAUCAUGGAAAUGAAAGAAAAACUCUCUAAACAGAAACUGCUCGACCGUUUACUUUCCAAAAAAGAUCCACUCACUGAGAUGGAAACAUCUCUUAAACUCAAACUUAUGUCUGAGAUGUUAUGAGUUUAGGUAUUGUGUUAUUUGCUAACUCUUGGCGUAUUAGACAUGUUGUAUUGAGCAGUUAGCUAUCUUGUUUGGAGUAGUCCUGAGUAGUUAGCUAACUCUUGGCGUAUUAGGUAGACAUGUUGUAUUGCGUAGUUAGCUAUCUAGUCACAUGUCAUAUAACUUUAAUAAUUAGCCAACUCUUGUCUUUUGUGUUGUUUCAGGUUAAGCAGUAGGACAUGUGAACCAAGUCACGUGUGCAUUUCUGAAAGUGUUUUGUUGUUUAGCUUCAUGUGAACCAACUCACGGGAGUGACUGUAUCACUCUAUGUUCUAUAAGUUUCACUCCAGCUCGUCUUUAGUUUCCACAAGUUCUUCUUUCCUUUCGUUUCCUUUUGCUACUGCCGUAUUUCGUUUCCUUUGUAAUAUUCUUGCUAUCAAGUUGUUGUAAGCUUUUGCUACUAUCACUUCUUGUUUACCAGUUGCUACAAGUUGUAAUCAAGAAGUACUGCUUCACUUAAAUAGGAGGAUACCUAAAAAUGACAUCAUCUUCGUCCGAUGAAGUCGAAGAAAGAUUGAACGAAAUUUUCGACGAUAUCUUGGAAGAUACAUACAACGACAUAGUGGAGGCCCAAACCAGUAAGCAAAGGAAACGGGCUUAUAUAGAACGAAACCGUGAAGCGGGACACAACCGCUUAUGGGAUGACUACUUCACCGAAGAUUCGACAUUCUCGACACAUUUAUUCAGACGCCGUUUCCGCAUGAAUAAGGAUUUAUUCUUGCGUCUUGUUCAUGGCGUCUCCGAGAACGUUCCAUUCUUUCGACAAAGAAGAGAUGCAACUGGGAGGUUUGGUCUUUCUCCACUACAAAAAUGUGCAGCAGCUAUUCCUCUGCUUGCUUAUGGUACUGCGGCUGACACGGUAGACGAAUAUCUCCGACUUGGUGAAAGCACGGCACUUUCAUGUUUACACCAUUUCACUGACGGAAUAAUACAGUUAUUUGGAGAUGAGUAUCUACGAAGACCCACACCAGAUGAUCUUCAACGACUGCUCGAGAUGAGAGACAAACGCGGGUUUCCUGGGAUGGUAGGAAGCAUUGACUGUAUGCAUUGGGAGUGGAAGAAUUGCCCAACCUAGGGCUGGGCAAAUAAACCGAACCCGAAAAUCCGAACCGAACCCGAUCCGAUGAAAAUGAAUCCGAACAGAUCCGAACUCGACAUAAAUACCGAAUGGAUCUUGUUUUAUGGUAUUUCGGGUUAUGGGUAUUAUCCGAACCGAACCCGAAAUUAAAUGGAUAUCCGAUAGAACCCGAAACAUUCAAAAUGCCAAAAAAGAACUUGUACCAAACAUGAUUUCAAUUCCUGAUAUGUAGCCAAAAUACACUAAGAUAUUAUUAAACAUCUACAAUAACUAUCUACUACAUGAAGGUUGAUGGUUGAAAGUGGCGGUUGAGGCUUGAAAUUUUUAGAUUUUGGUUUUAUUUUCAUUGAAUAAUUUUUUUCAUUUCAUGAUAACUUAAUUUUUCGUUUUAUGAUUUCAUUUAUUGGUUUUCUUUCUAUCAAUAACAACAUAUACCUUUCGUUUGACUUUGAAUGAUCAUGUUUGAUGUUUUUUUCUUA